Molecule: messenger RNA, 1620 nt
Organism: Penicillium riverlandense
Lineage: Eukaryota; Fungi; Ascomycota; Eurotiomycetes; Eurotiales; Aspergillaceae
Product: putative amino acid permease
Exons: 10
Coding region: 1-1620 (539 amino acids)
Biological process (GO): transmembrane transport
Cellular component (GO): membrane
Molecular function (GO): transmembrane transporter activity
Source: RefSeq, a predicted model, not a curated record
AUGGCUUCCGACGACCUGGCUGUCGGUCGCGAUGAACUAGUGGUUGACGGGGAGGGUGAAGUUGACCGAAGCGACACCGAGUCGAAAGAGGAUGCAGCUUUGCUGCGAACGAUGGGCUACAAGCCGGUUCUUCACCGGACGUAUACCUUGGUCGAGAACUUCUCAACCACCUUUGCGGCGCUCUACUUCGUCGGUGGAGUGCGCGUCACUUUCAGCACGGGUAUCGCGGCUGGGGGUAAUCUCGCCUACUGGACGAGUUACCUAGUCACCAUGGUCUUCACGUUCAUUACUGCUGCCGUCAUCGCAGAGGUGUGCUCGGCCUCUCCGUCAGCGGGCUCGAUCUAUCUCUGGGCGGCUGAGGCGGGGGGUCCUCGAUUUGGUCGGCUGCUGGGAUUUAUUGUUGCUUGGUGGAGUACCACCGCUUGGACCACGUUUUGUGCUAGCAAUACCCAAGCUGCGGCCAACUACAUGCUUUCAGAGUUAACCGUGUUCAAAGUCGACUUUCCCACUGACACCAGCAGUAUCAAGUUCCGCGCCGUCCAAUGGAUCUGCACGGAGGUGCUGCUCGCCCUCGCCGCGCUGUUGAACUUCCUACCUCCCCGAUUCUUCAAAUGGGUCUUCUGGCUUUCUGCCAUGAUCGUCAUGCUGGACUUCGUGAUGAACGUGAUCUGGUUGCCCAUCGGAGCCCAUGACACCUGGGGAUUCCGCACGGCUCAUGAAGCCUUCAUGACCACCUACAACGGCACCGGCGCCCCUGCGGGCUGGAACUGGUGUCUGUCGUACCUCGCCACCGCGGGUAUCUUGAUUGGAUUCGAUGCGUCCGGCCACGUGGCGGAGGAAACGAAGAAUGCCUCGGUCACUGCGGCGCGAGGCAUCUUCUGGAGUACAAUUGCUAGUGGAUUCGGUGGGUUGGCUACCAUUAUUCUGUUCUUGUUCUGCGCGCCUGACGCCAACACUCUGCUGGGAUUCGGAUCCCCUCAACCGUUCGUGCCUCUCUAUGCCGUGGUUCUGGGCAAGGGCGGCCAUAUCGUGAUGAACGUAGUCUGCAUUCUCGCUCUGUGGCUGAACACCGCCAUCGCCAUCAUCGCAGCCUCCCGCCUCGUCUUCGCCGUGGCCCGCGACGGCGUGCUUCCCUUCUCGGGCUGGGUGUCCAAAGUGCACGCGGGCCAGCCGCGCAAUGCAGUCAUUGUAGUCUGGGCCGUCGCGGCUUUGAUCACAUGCACGAUUCUCCCCUCGAACGUGGCCUUCACGUCGCUCGUCUCCGCAGCCGGCGUGCCCAGCGCCGCAGCCUACGGACUGAUCUGUCUCGGUCGGCUACUCUGCACACCGAAACGGUUCCCCACGCCGCAGUGGAGUCUGGGGAAGUGGAGCAAGCCGUUCCAGUUUAUCGGCGUUUUCUGGAAUGGAUGGGUGGUGGCCGUCUUGUUCUCACCGUAUGAGUUCCCCGUGACGGGGCAGACCUUGAACUAUGCCCCGAUUAUCAUGGCUGGGGUUACUAUCCUCGCGCUGGUCUCGUACUUCGUUAUGCCGGAGGAUGCGUGGCUCCCGCGCGACCGGAUCGCGCGGUUUGUUGAUAGCAAGGGUGCGGCGGCGACAGUGGAGGAGGUGGAAGAGCGAUGA